AUGCGAUCGUUAACGAACCUGAGUCUCUCACUUCUCCUUCUUCUCCUCCUCUUCACACACACACGCAUGGCUGCUGGUUCUGAUGAAGUGGAUUCACAGCGUCUGGAGUCAGGACAAGUUGAGGAAGUCGAUGUUGAACCGGUUGAUGCAGCGAAUUCGAUGUUGGGAAGUGGUGAAUCCGAAAUUGAUGACGACCUCCACCCUGCUAGGUGGCGACCACCUCGCAGACCACGACCAGGAAGACCACGAUUUUGGAGACCGCGUCCAGGACGACCGUUUUUUCCCAGACCCCCUUAUAAACCCAUAUAA
Molecule: messenger RNA, 309 nt
Organism: Mesocestoides corti
Lineage: Eukaryota; Metazoa; Platyhelminthes; Cestoda; Cyclophyllidea; Mesocestoididae
Source: the annotation of a GenBank genome assembly